GCACGCGAAGCUGAAGAUUUCGCCCGCCGCAGUUGAUGGAGGGAGUCGGCGCCAGAUUCGGUCGGACGUCGUCUCGGUACGGCCCGACGACGGUGUUCACGGGUCGGGUCCGGAAAUGGAGGAAGAAGUGGAUCCACGUGAAGCCGCCGAGCUCCGGCAGCAGCAACCUCCACCACCACCACCGUGCACAUGCUAACAGCGAACUUAACGACAUUAACGGCUCUCGCCUCUUGCUUCUCAAGUGGACGCCGAUCACUCCGAGCCAGAAUAACAGCAACGGCGCCGGCGACGCCGAUAAGAAUGGCAACUCCAAGAGCUCUGCCAAAGACGACGUCGUUGCAGACGAGCUGCCCAAGCGGAAAUUUAAGUAUAUUCCGAUUUUUUUGCUUGAAGAGCAAAAUAAUGAGUCCUUAGAAAUGGCCGAGGAUGAAGCCAAACCAAUUGAAACUGAAAUGGAUGCAGAGAAGACCACCCCAACUGAUGGUUUGGAUGAAAAACCAGACAUCAAUGAUGCCCCGAUGGAGAAAAACCAGGCGGGCACAGCACGCCAUGAUCUAAACGAAAGCACAUUGGAUUUGAGUUUGGGUUUGAAAGCUCACGAUGGUGAAGCUGAUCCCGAUUCAAAAACAAAUCAGACUAAGGGAGGCCAUUCAAGCACAGUGAACUCCAACCGGUCGUGAUGAUCUUUCCACAAUCUACACACAUUGACAUCAAAUCGCUGCACUCCAUAAAGGCAAGCUCCUUCCGUUUGGCCUUGUAUUAUAUACUCACGCUGCUCAUUCUCAGUCGAUGUGUGAGUUUCAUGUUGAGGGAAUUGUAAUUUGUAUAGUGUAUCAAGAAGUAGAAACACUAAUUUGUUACCCCAUUUACUGAGACUAUUUUUUCCAGUCUGUAACAGGAAACUUCAGAAGAUGAAAUGUUAUUCAUAUAAUCAUAUUGGACUUCUGUAUCAUUGUAAUUUGUAAUGUACUCCGUAAUAUAUAUCAUUGUGUCCUUAGUACCUAUUGAUACUUU
Ipomoea triloba (trilobed morning glory) is the source of this 1014-nucleotide messenger RNA. RefSeq lists its product as uncharacterized. The transcript is spliced from 3 exons. NCBI's taxonomy places the organism in Eukaryota, Viridiplantae, Streptophyta, Magnoliopsida, Solanales, Convolvulaceae. Bases 36 to 680 code for a protein of 214 amino acids. The record is from RefSeq and is a predicted model, not a curated record.